Messenger RNA from Anopheles funestus (African malaria mosquito), 1104 nucleotides. RefSeq lists its product as uncharacterized. The transcript is spliced from 2 exons. The record is from RefSeq and is a predicted model, not a curated record. Bases 224 to 1093 code for a protein of 289 amino acids. NCBI's taxonomy places the organism in Eukaryota, Metazoa, Arthropoda, Insecta, Diptera, Culicidae.
CUUUAAGAUGAGUAAAUUUUAAUAGCGAUGCCAUAUAACUAUACAAUAACAAUUUACGAAAGUGUAUAAAACAGUCAUUUAUUAUUUUAUUUUUGCUUUUUCCAGGUUUUUAUCAACGGGCAUAUCUUUUAGAGCCCUUGCUUUUUCAUUCCGAAUUUCGCAUCAAACGAUAGGUUCCAUAGUAUAUGAAACAUCACAGGCAAUAUGGUCUUCACUACAAGCAAUGCAUAUGCCCGUUCCCACUAUUGAAACAUUACGAAAUGUAGCAGCUGAAUUCGAAACUAAAUGCAAUUUUCCACAUUGUAUCGGAACCAUCGACGGAAAACAUAUUCGCAUAAAGCGGCCUCCUAACACUGGUUCACAAUACUUCAACUAUAAACAUUUUUUUUCUGUCCACUUGCAAGCAGUUGCAGAUGCAAACUGUAAAUUUAUAACUAUCGAUGUUGGUGAUGAUGGCAGAAGGAACGAUAGUGGAGUGUUCGUAAAUACUUCGUUAUAUCACCACCUUGAAAACAAUAGUUUCAACACUCCUCCGCCAGAAUCAUUACCAGCCACAAAUUUUAACAUGCCUUACGUUUUACUUGGGGAUCAAGGAUAUCCGUUAAAACCCUACUUGAUGAGGCCUUACAGCAGCAACAUGGAUGCAGCGAAAGAAACCAUUAAUUAUCUAUUGAGUAGUGCAAGGAUGACGGUAGAACGAGCAUUCGGCAUUUUAGAACUAAAUGGAGACCCUAUAUACAGUUAUAUAAUUUCUAUAACUUAUAUAACUAUAGAACUUUUUGUCACAGGUGACGCAGGGUACCCUUCAGAACCUUGGCUGAUCAGACCACAUAGGAAUCCUGGUCGUGGUUCAGAAGAAGCAUCAUUCAAUACAUUGCUCUCCUCUGGCCGAAUAAUAGUAGAAAUGACUAUAGCAAUAUUGAAAUCCAGAUUUCGAUGUCUUAAUGGAGGUGAUGGUUGUCUUAAUUAUACACCGAAAAAAUGCGCUGCAAUUAUUAAUGUUUGUAGAGCAUUGCAUAACGUAUGUAUAGAGCACAAUAUUGAAGGGCAACAGGUGUUCGAUGACAUAAUGCUCAGUGCGCAAGCAACUUAAAGUUUACACUA